Messenger RNA from Aplosporella prunicola CBS 121167, 4724 nucleotides. RefSeq lists its product as uncharacterized. The record is from RefSeq and is a predicted model, not a curated record. Gene Ontology annotation, cellular component: TORC2 complex. Gene Ontology annotation, biological process: TORC2 signaling. The coding region runs from base 371 to 4312 and encodes 1313 amino acids. Lineage: Eukaryota; Fungi; Ascomycota; Dothideomycetes; Botryosphaeriales; Aplosporellaceae. The transcript has 3 exons.
AUGCGCAAGCCCCUGUGUGGGCGUAAGUGACAAGUGCGAGUCUCUUUGCUGUCGUGACUUGUUCUGCUUGAGGCCCAAGCACUCCGUUUCGUCCCCCGCAUCUCAGCCCUUGGGCUCGUCCUUCCAAGUCGACCGACGUACCUACGUACCCUUGCUUGUGUCAGACUUCACCGCACGCACAACCACCUCGCCCCAGACUCCGCAACGCCUUAGCCACUCCCCCGCCGCGCCAACCACACGAGAGCCACGGUGAGCACCCGCAUCGCAUGGGAUGGCAGACCAGGAGCCGUCCUCAUGAAUGCGAUUGAUUACGGCACAGAGGCCCAAGACCACCGCUAUGAGGCAGCAGUGUCAUGGUUAAUGGAAUUCCAUGACGCCGUCCCCGCUGCCCCCGCCGACCUCGCGCUCCAUGUCAAGCCAGACCGAUGCGCCCGCUCUCGAGCACAACCAGCUGCUACCGCCCACUCGCGCCGGCAAAGAUGCUCGCUCGCUCAGCGCCACGAGCUUCGGCGCAGGAGCCCGAGGCAUUCCAUCGUCCGCGAUGGCCAUGCAACAACCCGGUAGCUUCAGCUCGGAGCUGAGGACAACCAUGACGAGGACCGACAACCCCAGGCCGAGCCUCACCGAACACACCAGUUUCGCCGGAGACGACAACCUGCGGACCGCGUCGGAACAGAGGCAGGCCGAGCUUCGGGAUAAGAUUGAGAAGGAGAUCAAGAUUAAGAUUGGUUCCGAGAACUUGUUGGAGGCGCUGAACUCGAAGAGCGCGAAGCAAGCAAAAGAACAAAAGUCGAGGGUCGAGGCGGAGCUGAGCAUCUCAAAUCGGAAGUUGGCGAACCUGAAGCUCGACCUUCAGAACGAAUUAAACCGUACUACGCGAGACCCCUUCGUACCGAACGAGGGCAGACUGUCCUCCCUUUUCCGCAAUGCACCUGCCAGAUCCGACUCUCGUCAAGCGCUCCCGGAGGAAGACGAGAACCUGGACCCGGAAACAGAGUCGCCUACAUACGUUCUCACAGAGAUACUUCAAGCUCUCGACGCCGAGAGCAUGCAGCCAGAUUACUAUAUCGAGCGCGCUAAUGCCUUGGUUGAGCUCUUCAAGCGGCAUCCCACCCUGAAAUACGAUCUGGCGUGGUCGACCUUUGGUUUGCGCAUGCAAACAAUGCUACUCAGCGAUAGCCGUGAAGUCGUCGCAGCCGGUUAUCGUGCCAUGCGGUAUGCGAUCACCGACCGGAGGUCCCUUCAAAUCAUUCGUAAUCUCCACACCGAUUACUUGGUCAUCCUCUCUUUGGUGAAAGAAAGCAAAGUCAGCGUAGAGCGGGAGCAAGCGUUGAAGUUCGUCCGAGCAUUCCUGGAAGUCAAGGACGGGGUCAAGGAGAUCUCGCGGGCCGUCAUUCGCAUGAUCGUCGCGGUAGCCGAGCACAAUGAUGAUCGGCUUCGAAGCAUCUCAAUUCUGACCCUCGGCGAGAUUCUGGUCAAGGACCCUCAAAGGCUUGUCGCUGCUGGUGGUGUGGGACCGCUUACUGACGCUCUCGGUGAGGGUUUCUAUCUCGCUGCGGAAAGCCUCAGUGCUUCUUUCCUCUAUCUUCUAGACCUUCCGGGCCGCAGGAAAUACCUCCGUUCCGGCCAGGAAUUACAAAUCCCCUUCGCCGCUUUCACAGACGCUUCGUCCGGGCAUGCAAAUGAGGAAAAACUAAAAGCCAACGCGAAGGUCAUAGCGACUUUGCUCAGGAGCUGGUCUGGUCUCCUUACACUUUGCAUGAACGAUUUUAUGGCCAUCAGGUCUCUCAUGUCUUCGCUUUACAUCCCACUUCCUUCCGUCAGAAACGUACUUCUGGAGCUGCUUUUUGACAUUCUUCGUAUCAAACCUCCUUCCUGGUCCUCAUCCUUUUUAGCGGGACGAAGAUUGACCACUUACGGCCGAGUCACGAACCUCAAGAAUGAGGAUACCAAUGCUUCAUCAGCAACCAAAUCUGAGGAGGAGGAGAGCAAACGAAAUCUCGUCGAACAUUACACCGCUAUCAUCCUAGCCGUGCUGAUCCACUCAGGCCUGGUGGAAGCCUUGUUGCACGCGGAAGAAGAGUCGCUCAAUCUCACUCUGAGGAGGAAAACAACUUUGCUUUUGGGCGAAGUUCUCAAGAUGGCCAACGAACUGCUUCCGCCUGUAUGGAGUGCCAGGUUACAGGUUCUUCCACAAUUGCUCAGAUCUGCGACAAAAUUUGGUGUUGACGAGCGUUUCAUCGCCACGGGGACGAUCUAUCAAGUUGACAGCGUUAACCGGACCUUGUAUCGCUCGGGUGUCAACACUCUUCACAGUGCCAAGUUUGGCACUCCAGAUCCGGAGGAGAUCUUGCAUCAGUCAGAGAAGAACAAGACGCAAUUCAGUGCCUCCAUAGACGAGGCCCAAUUCCGGAACUUGAUGACGGAUUCCCGAGUCCUCGAAACGCCAAAUUUUCAGAAGUGGAGAUGGGACAUAGUGCAGGGAGUCCUAGAUGGCCCUCUCUACAACCCUAAACGUCUUGAUGAGGCCCUGCGGGCUACCAAGUUCAUUCAUCGCUUGAUCAACUUCUUCCGUCCGUUCAAGCAUAGGUUCUCCAUGCUCAAGAAUACCAGGCCCAACCAACGCUACGUGAGGGCAGGUUGCUCGCUCAUGAGAGCUCUUCUUAACAAUCCAGACAGCACCCGAUACCUAAUGGACAGCAAGCCAAUCCGUCAAUUGGGCGAAUGUUUGUCUCAUUUUGAUCGAAUGAGUGGUCUCACCUCGGAAGAACCGAUAUUCUCCGCUGAUCGAAUGUCCGAAACACUCACUGGUGGAUAUUUUGCUAUGCUUGGUGAGUUGAGCAAGAAGGAAGAAGGUGUCAGGAUCUUUGAAAGAUGGAAGAUGAUCAACAUGUUUUAUCACAUUAUCGAGCUGCGAGAUCGCGACGACCUCAUGAAGACGCUACUUACCAACAUGGACUACACUCUGGACGGACAUUUGCGCAUCGUCUUGUCCAAAGCAAUGACGGCUGGCUCCAAAGAAAUGCGCAUCUUUGCCACCAGGCUGCUGCGGAAGUAUGCCACGAAGCCUCUAUCUUCGUCAGAGAACUCCCUUCUCGGCAAUGGCGUCGCAGAAUGGGCAAUUCGCCUUCUAGUGACUCAACUGUACGACCCAGAGAUUGAAGUCUGCGAAGUAGCCAUCAAGAUCCUGGAAGAAACGUGCAAUCAAAAGCGAUCGCUCGAGUUCGUCGUCAAAUGCGCACCAAGGUUGGAUCAUCUAGGAGAGAUUGGCGCGCCUCUGUUGCUUCGUUUCCUAUCCACGUCCGUUGGUUACCACUAUCUCGACGGCCUGGAUUACAUCACUCGCGAAAUGGAUGACUGGUUCCUCGGCCGCAAUGAUUCCUAUGUUGCGUUUGUUGAAGCCUCACUUGCCCGGGCUUUGGCGGACAUUCCGGAAAAACCACCAUCGCACCUGGCCUUCGAUGAGAUACCGGAGCAUCAUGAUUAUGGGCUAGUACCCCCGCACUUUUACAGAGAACUCGCACGUACCAAGGAAGGGUGUAGGUUGUUGGAGCAGAAAGGACAUUUCGAGGAAUUCGCCAUGACGAUACGAGACCACGGCAUGGAGGAUGAAGAUCUUGAAGUCAUCCUCAAAGUCAAAGGCUGCCUGUGGGCCGUAGGCAACGUCGGCUCCAUGGAUCUUGGCGCACCGUUCCUUGAGAGUACCGACGUUGUCAGGUCAAUAGUCGCUAUCGCAGAACAAUCUGAGGUCAUGUCUCUGCGGGGAACGGCUUUCUUCGUCCUGGGGUUGAUCUCGCGAAGCCUACAUGGUCAAGAAAUUCUAAUUGAGUGCGGCUGGGAUGCUACAGUAAACAUAAUGGGGGAAUCGUUGGGAUAUUGUAUCCCAUUGGACUUCCCGAAACUCUUUUCGAUCAAACCUUGGCCAGGUACACACAUUAAGGAUCUCAUAAGGCAUAACAAGAAGGGCAAAAUCACAGACAGCGACCCUGUUAAUGCCAAGAUCUUGAAGCUAGUUACUGAUUUAGGCAAUACCGUGCUGGCCAAGCGAGCAGCCAACGAUUUGCAUGGAAUCAAAGCUAAAAAGGCGGUGGGUUUUACCAAGCCGGCGCUCUUUCACAAGGUCAUGGCCAUCCUCGAGUCGCAUCACUUCCGCCUUCCUGUCUGUCGUUUCGUCAUCGAUCUCUUCGACAGAGACGUCCUACGCCAAAUCGUACUAGAAGACGAGGAAAGCUCCGAAGGGGAAGACACUGACGCACCGACUGGUGCGGACAUGAGUGUCCCUCGCAGGCCAAGUGCUGCUACAAUUAACUGAUGUGUGGGGUCAAUUGAGCGUUAAAAAUGACCAGUGCCUUAACCAUGGAAACAAAGCACGUCAGCUCGUCAUCGACUUUGAUUCGACUUCUAUCUAAUCAGACUUCAAUAUCUGAUAGGAAUGUACGAAUGCGGAAAUGCAACGAAGGUGCCCUGUGCGGAGCGGUCUCCGGGUGAACACCGGUGCUGGGCCACUGGGCCUACAUCAUGAGGCCAUUGAGCGGGUACGUCCGUUGCAUCGUACAUUUUCAGGUGCGCAUCCAACCGCUCGCACUUCAACAAGCGCAGUAUGCGUUCGACUGCGCACUGAGACAAACCAGCGAAGCUGCAAGAGGUUGGUUGGAACGGAACUUGUGCCUGCUAGCGCGUCGUACGAGGAUCGUGGCUGCAUAGUGAGUAGCCGAAGGGGGGGG